CCACAGACACUGUAAAUUUGACCACAUUAUCUUCUCCAAAUAAUGCGAAGAAAUGUUUUGGUGUUUUUUGGUUCAUUACAAGUAAGUAAAUAAGAUUUGAAUGAUUAUGUUGUUAGUACAUGGUUGUUACUAAGGACAUUGUCUAUUCUUCGAUUGCAGGCUACGUCAUAGCUAAUUAAAAUUCACCCUCGAAACCGGAAGUCGGCCAUUAUGGUGGUUUACGUGACGGAUAUCAGGUCAACAUCUUAUUCACGAGGUCAACAAUCUCUAUUGAACUUGCAGCGUUAUUAUACUCUGUUUAAUCCGUUAUGCCUUAUCAUUGUGCAGUGAAAGGAUGUGCACAUAACAGCUCGCGUCAAAAAGGAAAUUGUAAGUUUUUUAGGUUCCCAAAAGUUAUAGAGAACCAGGGAAAUCAGUGCAAAACCAUAAGUGAGGAUAGAAGACGAGAAUGGAUAGCAAAUAUAUAUAGGGGAGAUUUGAAGAGCAUAAAUCUGGAAAACACAAGAAUAUGCGGUUGUCAUUUCAUUUCUGGCGAACCGGGAAAACUCUACGAUCGCCUAAAUCCUGACUGGGCCCCUACUCAGAAUAUGGGGCAUGAUCGGAUAUCUUCACAAAAAGUAGCUGCUUCAGUCCAAAAAUAUGAAAGAGCAAGUCAACGGGCUAGCAAGAAGCGAAAGGCCGAAGAGAUGCAGAAAUCAGAAACCCAAGAAAAGCCGCCUUCGCUGGAUGUACAGACAUCGCCAUCUAGCAGCAUCGAAARUCCCCACUUGUCCGAUUUUAAUUCUUACCACGAAUCUCAAGAUGAAACAGAGAACACACAAGUAGCAUUUGAAAAUGAAUGGAACAAKGAUUGUAGCUGUCAGACUGAUUCUGUGACAGUGGCCAAUUUUAGCUGUCAGACAGACAUUACAAUGGCUGACCUAUCCUGCAAUGAUAUUUACAUCAACACUGUGAYGCUUGAGUUACAAAAUUUGAAACAGCAGUUAAGCAGUUUACAAUUGUCAGAGGAUAGCCUAAGGGGGAAUGAUGAAAAAACAAAAUUUUAUACUGGUUUACCAAAUUUUCUUAUUUUAAUGCAUAUAUUUCACCUAGUAGCACAGAAAGUGUCAACAACCUGCAACAAUGCAUUGAACCAAUUCCAGGAGUUUCUUCUAGUACUGAUGAGAAUAAAGUUAAACCUACCCUUUCAGGAUCUUGCUUACCGCUUUGGUAUCUCCCAAUCUACAGCCACCAGGAUAUUUUAUAGGUGGAUCAACAUUAUGAGCGAUAGACUAGAUUUUCUUAUUAAGUGGCCAGAACGAGAACAGUUGAGGAAGACAAUGCCCUUAGUUUUUCAGCAAAACUUUGGGAAAAAAGUUGCAGUCAUUAUUGAUUGCUUUGAGGUGUUCAUAGACCGACCGUCUAGCUUGAUUGCUCGAGCAAUGACAUGGUCAAAUUACAAGCACCACAAUACAGUAAAAUUCCUCAUAGGUAUAACCCCUCAGGGUGUGAUUUCCUUCAUUUCAAAGGCCUGGGGAGGUAGAGUUAGUGAUAAAUAUCUAACUGAAAAUAGUAAAAUGUUGCGCAAGCUUCAACCAGGGGAUAUAGUACUUGCAGAUAGAGRGUUCGAUAUUGAAGACAGUGUUGGUUUUUAUCAGGCAAGGUUGCACAUCCCAGCUUUUACAAGGGGUAAGAAACAACUCUCUGCUCUAGAAGUAGAGCAGACACGCAAAAUAGCAAAUGUGCGCAUACAUGUCGAGAGGGUUAUAGGGCUUGUAAGAAGAAAAUUUGUUAUUUUACAAAGUACACUUCCUGUAGAAGCAAUAACAGCAAAGCCAGGUGAUAGCCUUGCACCAAUAGAUAAG
This is a messenger RNA of Actinia tenebrosa (Australian red waratah sea anemone), 1844 nucleotides long. RefSeq lists its product as uncharacterized. The record is from RefSeq and is a predicted model, not a curated record. NCBI's taxonomy places the organism in Eukaryota, Metazoa, Cnidaria, Anthozoa, Actiniaria, Actiniidae.